GAAAGGCACCAAGCUUCUCGUCGAGCAAUAACGAUUCGGUCUUGUCGAGUAAUAAUAAACGAUCUAGCAGUACAACAACAACAGCAGCAGCAGCAUCACGGCGACACUCCUCCAUGCCGCUCUCGCAUCACUGGCCCAUGUUUGGUUCCUCGGGUUCCGUGGAAGAAUGCCCGACAUCGCCCACUUCAAGUUAUUCGACAGAGUAUCCUGGUCAGGAACAUCAUCUUGGUAGAAAUAUGUUUUAUAAUAGUUCAGAUUCUUUCCAUCAGAUGCCGGCAGAUGAACAAAGUCCGAGAAAUAAAACACAUUUCCAACCAUUGGAUCCCAUUGACGAAAAAGCAAUGUUUGAACGUUAUUUUUUGGAACAAAAACAACAACUCAUCAUGAUGCAACAGUAUAUGUAUCAGCAAUAUGGUCCUACUAUCUUGACAGAUCCAAAAUACAUGAUUCCUAAUGAAUUAUCUUUACAUCAAGAUCAUUAAGCCCUCACU
This is a messenger RNA of Backusella circina FSU 941, 491 nucleotides long. The record is from the annotation of a GenBank genome assembly. NCBI's taxonomy places the organism in Eukaryota, Fungi, Mucoromycota, Mucoromycetes, Mucorales, Backusellaceae.